Molecule: messenger RNA, 396 nt
Organism: Colletotrichum acutatum
Lineage: Eukaryota; Fungi; Ascomycota; Sordariomycetes; Glomerellales; Glomerellaceae
Exons: 3
Coding region: 1-396 (131 amino acids)
Source: RefSeq, a predicted model, not a curated record
AUGCCCGGAGUUGAUGUCAUUUCGCACCACACCUCCGCCUUGGUGUCGCUCUUCUGCCCCGUAUUGUCUUGGGGAGCUGCACGCUGGUCCGGCGCUUCUGCUCCCUUGUCUCUUCUGUCCCCCGAGUCUCGCAAACGGCCAUGGGCAAUUGAGUGUGGUACCGGUAGCCGAGCAAUCAAAGUCGCUCAAGUCCGCGGGACCACAGCGCGUGACGGCAGCGACCGACGUUCUGGUUCGAUUUGUCUCCUGUUCUUUUUCGAAGAAUCUUUGGUCAUGGACUCGGCUGAGGAUCGUUGCAGCGUGUUGGAGGAUGUUAAGGUCGUCAAUGGAAAAGCUGCUUGCGAGAGCAGUGCGCCAGGCUACCUCUCGUCCCAAGCCUCAGAAUUGACUAGCUGA